Messenger RNA from Ostrea edulis (European flat oyster), 10850 nucleotides. Its product is annotated as muscleblind-like protein 1. The record is from RefSeq and is a predicted model, not a curated record. Gene Ontology annotation, molecular function: metal ion binding. Bases 8087 to 9559 code for a protein of 490 amino acids. Lineage: Eukaryota; Metazoa; Mollusca; Bivalvia; Ostreida; Ostreidae. The transcript has 11 exons.
UGAGAGACAUUCUUCUGAGUGAAAAACAUUAAUGACGAGAAUGAUACUAUCAGUGUUAUUGACUACAUCAAAUACGGGAAGUCAUGAUUUUCAUAAUAUUAUCUUAGAUGCAUCUCCUUUUUUGAAAUCGGAUUGUAUAGUGUCAGCUUUAUAAUGGAGGCUUGCAUGUCAAUUAAUAGAAAAGAUAAUGGUAUAUUAUGGGGACAUAAAUUUUUGUUGUGUGGAAGCAUGGUAUCAAUCAAAAAUCAGCAGAGGGUCCUCCUGGGACAUGGAAAAUCCUCUGCAUAGGUAAGGUAAUUAAUUAGUCUUAGCACCUGAGAAUAAUGGACAGAGAGAAUGUGGCAGUGAAUCACUUAGAUUUAAGAGGCUGAUUCAUUUUAGAAAUUAAAGAAUAAAUCAUGAGAUUACUGCAGUCUGGGUGAUACAUCCAGUGGUGAUUUGUAAUUUUGAUCAAACAUAGUCUGUCUGAUGUUGGUUCUGGAGGUCAUAGAAAUGUAAAGCAGGGGGGAAAACAUUUAAUCAACCCAGAUCUGAAAAAUAUUAAGCCUCUGAUUGAUCUUGAUCAAUUUUUCAAUGUAUUGGGGAUUCUUUUUAUUCUUUUGUCAGUAUUCAAUAAAAUGCCAAUUACAAAGAACAUUUGACAUUUUCUUUUCACAAGGGAAAAAUUAUAUGAGUGGAAAUCAAUGCAGUAAAAUGAUUUCAUCACUAAAAGUAAGGAAGAGCAUUGCGUCAUGUUGAAGGCAGUGUUGUUAUGUAACUUAAUCAUUCAUUUGAUUGGUGGUAGUACAAUGUCUUUGAUUUUCCACUGUUGUUCCAACUUUUAUGGCCUGCUAAAAGCUCUCCAUAAUUAAUCCUAUUUCCAGAGCUCCUAAUUCUUUGAAAGGUGAUAUUAGGAUUGGUGAUUUACUCUGUAACAAUAGUCAUGAUUUUGUUUUCUUUUCUUGUUUUGGAACAGUCUAUUAAUCACACUUUUACUGUUUGGAAACUGAGAUACUCAUAUUUCUUCUGAUAACAAGUUUCUGUAAUGCAUAUUUGAUGGGGGAACUCUCGACUGGUAUAUGUUCAAUUUAUCAUUGUUUUUCUCGAAUUCAGGUUGAAUUAUUGAGUGGGAAUCCGUUUCUUCUGAUGGAAGGUUCAGGUGAAAUGCCAUUGGUAUGGGUCGAAUUAUCACUUGGGUCCGUGAUGUUGUAAUGGCAGAAAUUUUAUUCUCUUGUUAUAAUGUGUCAGUUGUGUAUUCCUGUGUAUUUGAAAUUUUAAUGACUCUGAAAAAAGGCAUCCAAUAAAAUCAAAAAAUGAAUUUAAAAUGAAUUCACUCCUCUGGAGAAUUUUAGCCAAAGGAGAUGUGGUAAGCCUCCCUGAUGAAUUUUACACAGAAUUAGUAACUUUGCAUUCAACUCUUUGGAGGCUGAUGAAAUUGAAGGAUAACGAUUUCUUUUUUAGCAGAAGAGCAACUAAAUUGUUUGAAAAGAUGAAUCAUUGUUGAAAGCAAUAUAAGAAAUGAUGGAGCAGCAUUUCAAUUCAAUCGAGGAUUGGCGUUUGUCGCAUCAGCUGUUGUCUCCAGCAAAAAUUACAAAUCUGGCGACACGUUGCUAUCAAUAUUCCAAACAGGUAUUCAUGCUUAGGGCAGCUAAAUGCAGGGAAAAUAUCCACUCUCAUUUGAUGUUACUUUCAUAUCCUGCAUCAAAAAGCUACAUGUGAAAAGUUUAUCCACUCAUAUAUUGAUACCAAGGGAAAAGUCGGCCAAUAUCGCCUACAGUCGUCCCCACGGAAAUGUCGAGGUAUUGAUCAAUGAUAUUAUCGAGGAAAAAUCUGUAGAGAAACAAAUUUUUGGAUCAUGAAUGAGAAGGGAAAAUCUUCCCAUAAACGUCUGCAGUAUUGUAGAUCUGUGCACUGAUUUGAUUUGAAAUCUAUAAACCUCUAUGCAAAUUGAUGAAAAUGCUAAUUAAAGUUUAGAAAUCACAGAUUAUUAGAUAAUUAUUGUAAAGAUAAAUUUCCAUGUGAAGAAAAAUGACCAUGGUUCACAUUCAGAUUCGAAAAUAAUACUUCCUUCCCAAUUUGCAUAAUCUGAAAGAGAAAUUCAAUUUGAUACACUUUUCAACCAGGGGCACAAUAUUUCAUAAUUAAUGAAUUUAAAGGCAUUUAUGAAUUCUAAGUGUGAAUUUAGCAGAGAAUUGAAUUUGAGUAUCCGUAAAACCCACUGCACCUUUAUGACCCAUAAUUACAAAUUUUUUAUUUAUUUUUUUUCACCUUAUUUAAUUAUCAAUAUUCAGAUUUCAUGUGAAUAUAUGCAUACAGGAUCAUUGUUGGGUUCAGGGGAUUAGUGUCCUUGUGUCCCGACAAGCUGUCAUAAGCGUAUGCAAUAUCAUGUACCAUUGUUAUAAUAGCUGAAAAUAAAAUAAAGGUCUUUAGUUAUUUAUAUGAAGCACUCUGGAUAAUAUUUUGUUUCAUCAGCUGGUGUGAAUAGAUUGAGUAUUGAGUGGCAGUGUGUUUUGUAAGGAAUACCCAAUGAAGUUUUCACAACUACAUAUGAUUGAUUACAGAACAGAUUAUUGGAACUUAUGAGAAAUCAGUACACAUUAUUACAUAUUUAUCAAUAAUUCAUAGAUUAUAUCGCUGCCUGUAGUUCACCAGCAUUUUGAGGAAUAGAUAUGGACUUGUACAGACUUAAGACUGUUUCUGAGGAAGUUCUUUUUUAUUGUACCAAUUUUAAGUUGGUUGGAAUUAAGAUGAUUCCUUCUUGAAUGCAUGUAGGAUUCAUGCUCUUUGUUAUGAUUGUAUUGCUUAUUCCAAAUUCCAACUCUCUUUCUCUUUCUUUCAAAUUUUUUUUUUUUAUUUUUUAGUUUUCUCCCUCAAUCUCCAUUACCACUCUGUCAUCUGCUCUAUGUGAUUUCCUCACCCAUCGUUACUUUAACAUGAGUAAUCUCCCUUGUUCUUGAGAAAAUUACAUCUUAUUUUACUGCAUAAUUUUCACAAAGCAUACCACUCAAUGCAGAUUAAAUAUUUUCUGUAAUUCUACCCAUGCCACAUCUACACCCCCCCCCCCCCCCCCCCCCCCCACUUUUGCCUACCUCUGAUCCCUCUUUAACCUACUCUAUCACAGUACAGGUGAUUUCCUUCUUUUCCCCAUUAUUAUUUGCUUUGUGUUAUAUCCAGUCUCCUGGACCCUGUCAAGCUGCCUCUGUUUUAAAAUGUUGAUUACUUCAGUGGAGAGAUAUUGAUUGAGCUGGCUUGUCAGGUUAAUCUUCGCUGCAUCUUAAGCAUGUGACCUGUUGAUUGUCUAAGAUGCCAUUAAUUGUGAUUUUGAAGUGAGUGGAAUUGCAUGUAACAGGGAUGGUCAGGUGAAACACAGGUAAGUUGCUUUCACAGGUGAAGCAAGUUUUUUAAGUUAUGGGGGAAAUUUGGUGGUUAAGUGUUGCAUAUCAUCUUUAAUGUGUUCUAAAGAUCCUUUGUGGGAUCUUCCUUGUGAGACAGUUAUUUAUUUUGGUGUGGACACUUUGAAGAGUUGCUAUAAAUGGAAAAUGUCUGAAAAAUUUGAACCCUUGUACAUAUAAGAGAGAAUGAUUUAUUUUUUAAUGGACCAACACACUGCCAGAUGGAAAUUUCACGACCUCUUUACAUGGGAGAAGUUUGACACAGGAUACCCUAUAAGUUUAACUGACAGUCAAGUUAACAGACAGUUUAAAUGCCCCGUUAAUUCUAUAUAAAUGUUAGAGUUAACCGACUGUUAAUGUUCAGUUAAUUCUAUAUAAAUGUCAGAGUUAACUGACUGGUAAUGUGCAGUUAAUUCUAUAUAAAUUUCAGUUACGUACAGGCAAGUUAACUGAAAGUUAAUUAAUCUUUUUGGGCCGAAAGCUUUAAUUUCUUGAACAGACAUCUCUUUUUUCUUGGAUGAUUUCAUAGUAAAUAUUUUAUAAAUUUGUACAGUUAGGAAGGAGUGAUAAGGUUGUCAAUUUUCAUGGGAACCUCUAGCACACAAAUUUCAAACCACGAUGAAAUAUACAAUUUAUAUGAUAUUUACAGAAACCAUACACACAAAAUCAUAUUCAAAAUGCUCGCAGGUGUAAUUUGUGUGCAAUUUUUCUGUUUGAAUAUUACUUCAUCUUUUGUAUGCUUGUAAUAAUUCAUAGACAUCUAAUUUUAGGAAUAUUUGAAGAAGAAAAGUUAUACAUUUCACAGAUUAUAAAAAUAAAGAUCUUUUUUGAAGAGACUAGAAGUGUUUCUCUACCCUGAAAGGGCUUAGCUUAGUGCCAGCAGACUUUUGUUUUUUCUUGACUGGAGUUCACAGUGAGGCCAAGUGUUUCAGGAAGAGGCUAUCUCUGAUAAGGACAGAGGGUCAUUCUCGGAAAUGAUUAAACAAGUUCUUUUGAUAAGGCCUUCUGUCAUUUGAAUGUCCUAUUACAGAACAAUAUAUACGUACAACUCUUAAUAUUGGUAAUUGUCUCCUGUAAUAUCGCUUCAGUGGAUGUGCUAUUUUGGUAAAUAAUUUAUAGAAAUUAGAGAUUAAAAAAAUGAGUUAAAAUGGCUGGUUAUUUACUAUGCAUUUUCUUGGCAUUUAUUUGACAGUCGACUUGUUUGUGGUUUAAAAUUUGAAGAAAAGGGUGUUUCUUUUAACACCAUAUAAAAGUACAUCGUACUUUUAUUAAGUGAUAUGCCAUCAUGUCCAUUUGAAUCAUCAAAAUAUUCCAUUAUAGAUAAAAAUGCUACCAUAAAAAGCAUUGGAUUUAAUUUAGAUUACGUACAGUGUACAUGUUUUAUAAUUCUCAAAUUAUUGCGUAAGAAAGGGUUUGUAAACAAACAUUACAUAAACUUGAUAAGCAUCAUUUUUCCUGUGUAAAUAACAGGUACAUGUAUGCUCAUGAUAAAUAGCAGAAAGAAUAGACCGGCAAAACUCUGCAUAAAUACUGCAGAAAUAUGACUAAAUCUAGUCUAAAUAGAGUUAAUUCAUGAUGUGUUAAUAUUAAAUUAUCAUUGAUGGACAUCUUUCCCUAGAGUUUUUACUUUAUUAAUGAUGCUGGAAAGUUUUUGGACACAAGAGCAUUUUCACUUAAUUAUUCUCGGAUUAUAAGGGGAGAUAAUUAUAUUAUAUGCUAGACCACACCUUUUUUCUGAUUUUGAUGUUUAAUGGGAAAAUAAGUGGUCUUCUGAACGGGCUUAAUAUUUCAACUUUUUAAGUCUUAAACUUCUAAGUUUCCAAAAUUUAAUAUAGUGAAGCUCUUUUUGGAUAAUAAAUGAAUAAAUUUUCUUUAGAAUUAGAAGGUGCAUUAACAAACAAUAUAUCAUGUAUCCUGGUCUUGUCUCAACUUCCUGGUGUUUUUUGUAAGGAAAAUAGGUUAAUGUUAUUUUCGGGUACAAUGUGUCACAAUAAACAGGGAAAUUCACCUUGAAAGAAUAGGAACAAAUAUUGUGGAGAGGAAGUCUCAUUGGCUCAGGUAGAUUUCAUAGAAAAAUUGCAUGUUUAUUUUAAGACAAAUUGAACUCGAAAAAACUGAGGUAAGCUUGCAGCUAGGUUAUAUCUCAAUUUAACAAUUGUAAGUAAACGUAAUACUUAAGAUAUGUUUAAUGUCUGAAGCAAUUUUGAGUUAUCCAAAUGUGUUCUCUUUUUUAAUAAGGAGGGGGGCAUAUUUGAUUUUUUUGCUCCUUUUAUUUCAAUAGGUAUAGUGUAGUCACUGUGCAGUGCUUGCUUUUGUGUGAAUUGUGUUCUUUUCAAUCUUUUGCACCCCUCUUGGUCACUUCCAGUGAAUACUUCUAAUCACUGUCCACAAUUUUUGUAUUUCAACUGUACAACUAGCAAAGGUUACCUGAUAAAACAGCAGCUUUAUCUGGACAGGUGAGAGACUGUGGACAGGUAAAGGUGCCUCACAGGUAGAUGGGGGUGUACCGAUAAUCUGGGGAUCGGCUGUGAUAACCAGACAGGUCUUGUUUGCUUACCUUUUUAUUGUGUUUAAAUAGUGAGUCAGGGAAGCAGUACUAGAACGGUGUGCAGUUCAGUUGGAAGUCUCAUCAAUAUCUUACAGAGAGCAGCCAUGACAGUCUGUCUGUGUGUCUUCACAGGAAGUUUGAAAAAACAAUUAAAGAGGUGUGGUGUUAUGUAAUGACUUUGUUGGUUGGUUGACUCUGAAAGAUGCAGGUGCUGAGUGAAGCUGUUUAUGUAAGGUAACGAGAUAGUGUUGUACCUUUUUAAUUUUCAUCUAUUGAAAAUUUAUCACUGGUAGCCUUUCAAACUUGUAAAUCAAUAUGUCUUUUCAUGAAAUGGCUUUUUACAAGAUAUCAAAUCUCAAUAUAUCUUCCCAGUACAAAAGUGCACCUUUAAUGUGGGUUCGGAUGAAUGCACAACAUUGCUUGAUGACUGUCAGAGCACAUAAAGGACAAUUGGACCGGCCCAGUGAAGGCUUCUUGUCAGGAAUUUAAUAAGUAGUCACCCAUUGGCAGACCCGGGUAUAUUAAUGAGAUGGUACCUUUUAAGGGGUGUGUAACAUUCUCUCUGCAGGCUUUUCAAUUCCAAGGUGUUUUUAUCAUGGCUUUUGUGCUGGCCUUGAAAUUUAUCAUGCAUGUGUACAAUGAGAAAUUUUGGGUCACCAUGGCAUGUUGAGUUCCUAUCAGUGACGGUUUGAACUGUUUGAUCGAGGAUUAUACACCCAAUAUUGCACCAUAGCAAUGCGAUUUCGAGACGGACCCAUUCACUAAAAACUAAACAAACUGGGAAAUUUGGCGGGAAGUUUUAAGCCCAAGGACUAUUGCAAUGCAUUUGUGAAAGCUUUCUUGUAAAAAGGGCAUUUAAUUCUGAAAAUGCAGAUGUUAGAAAUUUAAAUUUGAUGAUUCAACGCCGGAUUUAACUUUUGAUAUUGAUAGCAACUUGUACAGGUAAAUUUCUUAGGUGUUAAGGCUUGAUAUUACCUCAUUUGCAUGUUAUAGAAAUCUUGCUGAAUUUUGAGUGGAGUGUCUGUACAGUAGGACGCGCAGUCGGGUUUUUUUUUUUGUCAAAACAAGCGAUAAGCAAGCACGCUGAGAAGUGAACGAAACUACAAGUUGUGUUGUCUGGAAGUGUCUAAGAAGUCAUGAAGCUUGUUUGGAUGAUCUUUAAUCCCAUUGGAAACUCUUUUGUCUGAGGUGAUGAUCAAGUUAAUUAGCUCUAUUUGUAUGUUAAUUAUGGACUGAUCAAAUGAUAAUUUUGUGUACAUGUCUCUUGAUUCAGUUGCGUGUCACAGUGUGUAACCAUGUUGUCUGUUCUGUUUCAAACCUAAUUUGCUCUUAAAUGACCCCAGUCUGACUCACGUGCAGAACAUGGCUUUGAAUGAGACUCUGGACAGACUUUCAGGAUUUCUACAGACGUAAUGACCACAAAGCUGAAGUUUUUUCCCUUCCAUUAUGCGAUUGUAGAUGAGGUACGGGAAUGUUAGUUUGUACUGUCAAUACCUGUGAUUUUUCACCCCAUCACAUACCGUGCUUCAGUACCUGUACAUAUUGCCGCCAGGUUAUUGACUACAGGAAAGUGAAAGGGGGUAAAUGUCUAUUCCUAUCUUCUGAAACUGUCAUCUCAGUUAUCCUAGCCCCUCAGGAAUCCAGGUACAGUUUCCAUCCUCGUCUUAUCUGAUUUUGUUGAUGAUUCUAAGAUGUGACAUGGAUGGGGCUGAUGUUGUAGAGAAAUGCAGCUUCUACUCCAAGUGAGAUCUUUUGGAAACCAUCACUCUUCCUCGAGUAUAAUCUGAGGAAAGGACAAGAGAAAGAUUCUGUUGAGGAUAUUGUGUUGCGUCUUUGGAGCUGAUUGUGUGUGUUCGUGGAGAAUUCUUUUCAAUAUUAUACAUUGAAGCUUGGAAGAAAUACAACACUGAGAAGCCCUCUAUCACACAGCUCAACGUCGUUCUCCAAUAGUGCACAUCAUUUUGGAUGGUUUUUACAUAUAUUGUUAUUGAUUAUUAGUGGUUUAUUUUAGUUUUUCUUUGUUGAUUUCAACCGAGAUUUUAGAAUCCACAUAGACGACACAUUCUAUCAUCUCUCACUUUUUACUGAAGUUACAUUUUUAUUUCUGUACUGGAUUUUUGUGUCUGAUAAGAAACCCGCCAGUCUUUCAUUGGUGUGACUCCUUGUAAUGGCCAUGGUAAACAGUCUGCUUGCAAUUGGAAGUAACGUAAAGGACUCGCGAUGGCUUACUCUCGAAGUCUGUCGGGAGUACCAACGCAAUAAAUGCACACGGACGGAUACAGAGUGUAAAUUUGCACAUCCCCCGGCCCAUGUGGAAGUUCAGAAUGGCCGCGUGACUGCCUGCUUCGACUCAAUCAAGGGAAAGUGUCAGAGGAAAGACCCGCCGUGUAAAUAUCUCCAUCCACCACAACACUUACGAGAACAGCUUCUACAAAAUGGCCGUAAUAAUCUAAUUCUAAAAAAUUUACAAAUGCAAGCUGCUGCAGCACAGACUUUAAUGCCAUCAGCGGGAAUGGUACCGGGGAUGAUGCCGACCAUUGCCUCACCAACCAGUAAGGGAUCUAUGGCUACAUUGCCCACCCUCUACCCUACAGGGCAACUGCCUACCAUCAUGAUUCCCGACAGAGCUUAUGGAUGGUCAGGGGGGGUCCUCACAAAUGGACACCCAUAUCUUGCCGGUUCUGUUCCCACCCCCACAUCUAUUUCCUACAACCCCUACGUAGGGAUGCAGACCGUUUCUGUGACUCCACCAUCCGUUAGUGAGUCUGCCUCCCAGCCAAUCUCCGGUGUCAUCCAGGCUGCGACUUCGAUAGCCCAGAAUAAACUAACCCGGCCAGACAGACUAGAGGUAUGUCGAGAGUUUCAGAGAGGGUCUUGCACGCGACAGCCCAGCGAAUGUCGCUAUGCACACCCCCCAGAUAAUGUAACAGUCGAGACGUGCGAGAACCAGGUGACCGUUUGUAUGGACUUUAUUAAGGGGAAGUGUACACGAGAUUCGUGUAAAUAUUUCCACCCGCCCCCACAUUUACAGGCCCAGAUCAAAGCAGCACAACAAAGAGCUAACUCCUCUGCAGCACAUGCUCUGCCGCAAGUGGUAGAGGUCAUUACGAGCAAGAAGCGACCUCGAGAAAUCGCUGAUGAUCUAGUACUGCAAAGCCCAGUGUCUCAAGUGAUUCCUUAUAAGCGUGUUGCUAUGGCAGAUGGCAAAACUGGACUACCAAUGUACCAGCCUGGUGUUAAUCCACUUAUGUUCCAACAACACAUGGCUAUGCCUUUCCAGCAAGGGGGAUUUUUCCCAGGCACUGUAGCAUUCAAAAGUGCUCCACAAACCACAGUUUAUCCUGGCGGUUCGCCAUCUCCAGCUCUGUCUCUUCAACAGCAAUAUGUUCCCGUGUCAAUGCCAUUGGUUCUCCCCCCUGCCGUGCCUGAAGCAGUGGUGACGGCCCCUGCUGCCGCCAGUUUGAUUCCUACUAACGCUCAUAACGUCAAUUAUUUUGACUCCAAUCAGCAGGUAACGUGCGCCAGGCUUUGUGUGUGUAGUCAUGGCAACCAUUUUACAGUAGUUCAAAAAGCCAAGCAUGUUUAUGGCAGCUUUGACAUGAUUUGUCAGAGAAGAAGCCCAAAAAAAAAAUGGAAAUAGAACUUCUCUGUCAUAGCCAGUCUUGACUUUUUGAAUGCUGGAUUUAAUUGGGGGAACAAAAAUAUUGGCCAUGACUGACACAAGGAGAUCACUGCAGUUUUAUCUAUCCCAUGAUUCCUGUCACCAUAGAUAUUGCAGCAUAGUGUCUCAGUUCAAAAGAUAAAAGCUAGAAAGCCAUAACCAUAUUUUUCAUUUUCAGCUGAAAAUCCAAGAAAGAAAUGGCAUUUGUUACUAGAGAGCUAGGCAAAACAGUUUCUGUCAUUGUUGUCUUAUUCUGCAAGCUUUUUUUUUCAUGAUGCUAAGUGACAUUUUACAGACGCUAGGAAUUCCAACCGACAGCUUGCUGAUUAGUUUUCUUGCAAUUCUUUGAAAUUCUUUCAAAAUAAACGCUAUCAACCUUCCUGAUGUGUGACUGAUGUUAGAUGGGUUUGAUAUUUGAAGAAAAGUGCAGGUGGGCAUUAAAGACAUUGAAAUUUUUCAGUGAUGAGCCCAGACAAUUUGAUCACUUCACAAAUUCUUGAAAUCUUGUUUGUAUAUCAUGUUCAGAAGGAAAAAAAUAGAAGACAUUGAGCUAGGGUAUGAUAUCUAGUGAAAUAAAAUUGUCUGGUUGAAAGGGAACUUGUAUACUCUAUAGAGGAGUUACGAUAGCUGUGAUAAUUUCUUUGUUUCUGAUUCAUAAAAGCAUAACAGUAGGUUCAGACUUACACCUAUUACACUUGCACUGAAAUUAUCAACCAUGACACAUAAAUAACUAUGGCAUGUAUAACUUGUAACAAGCAUCUUGGUGCAUGAUGUGAUUUGAGAAACUGACCUGAAAUAUGUAUAUGUUGUGUGACAAUUAUUGUACAUGCCAGAAUAGACUUUUGGUUUUUUGUUGUCAUGGUGAUGGGAAUCUUGGGAAUUACGAAAUAUAAUUUUACUAACUGCAUCGUGUAUUUGUAAAAUUAAACCAAUAAUAUCUUAAUAUCUCCCAUGCAUGCUUUUUAAGUUUUCACAGUACAAUCUUAACGUUGCAUCAGCAUUAUUUUUGGUUGCAUUCUCUGCUAAAUCAAAGAUGAGUAGAAAGAAGGAAAUCCUUUAAUGUUUACUGAUAUUAUUUUGCUUCAGUAGCUAUGACUAAAAUUCCUUUAUAUUUACUGAUUUCUGCUAAUUUAGAUAUUGAGAUUCCUUUUAUAUCCAUGAGCUAGAACAUUAGUAGAGAGUUCACACUCCCUACUAAGUUCAGCCUCUCCUUCCCCUCCCUGUGACAGUGGAUGGGGAGGAGUGUGGUGUUAUGGAGAUUUCACUACCU